Volvox carteri f. nagariensis is the source of this 606-nucleotide messenger RNA. RefSeq lists its product as uncharacterized. The record is from RefSeq and is a predicted model, not a curated record. Lineage: Eukaryota; Viridiplantae; Chlorophyta; Chlorophyceae; Chlamydomonadales; Volvocaceae. Bases 1 to 606 code for a protein of 201 amino acids. The transcript is spliced from 2 exons.
AUGCGAUCUGCAAGCAUAUGUGAUCUGCAAGCAUACGUGAUCUGCAAGCAUAUACCAUAUGCGAUCUGCAAGCAUACGCCAUAUGCGAUCUGCAAGCAUAUGCCAUAUGCGAUCUGCAAGCAUAUCCCAUUAUGCGAUCUGCAAGCAUAUGCCAUUAUGCGAUCUGCAAGCAUAUGCAAUUAUGCGAUCGGCAAGCAUAUGCCAUUAUGCGAUCUGCAAGCAUAUGCCAUAUGCGAUCUGCAAGCAUAUACCAUAUGCGAUCUGCAAGCAUAUGCCAUAUGCGAUCUGCAAGCAUAUGCGAUCUGCAAGCAUAUGCGAUCUGCAAGCAUAUGCGAUCUGCAAGCAUAUAUGAUCUGCAAGCAUAUCAUAUGCGAUCUGCAAGCAUAUGCAAUCUGCAAACAUAUGCGAUCUGCAAGCAUAUGCGAUCUGCAAGCAUAUGCCAUAUGUGAUCUGCAAGCAUACGCGAUCUGCAAGCAUAUGCCAUAUGCGAUCUGCAAGCAUAUGCCGUAUGCAAUCUGCAAGCACAUGCGAUCUGCAAGCAUAUGCAAUCUGCAAGCAUAUGCCAUAUGCGAUCUGCAAGCAUAUGUGAUCUGCAAGCAUACGUGA